AUGGAAUUUACGGUUGAUCGCCUUCACGUUGUUGGGCUCGGGGACACCGUCCUCAUUCUUGGCGCGCAUCUGGCAUUCAUCGGACUGAUUCCUCUGGUCUUCGCACUUUGCCUUACCGGUGAUAUUCUGUGCGAUUUGAUCCCAACCUAUGUGCGACAGGAGCAUUUCAUCGACAGACCAUUGGUGCACAAGGUUUUCUAUCUAAUGAUCCUACUGGGCCAGAUUUCAGUAUUCUAUGGACUUCACAACGCCCGAAACCGGGUCAUGACUUACUACAACGACAUUUUGAGACUCAAAAUGUCGACGGUACAUAUGAGCAUCCAUCCUUCAUACCUCAAACUGUGGUUCUGGCAGGGCGUGGCCUGGCAAGAACUCUUCGAGCGAAAAGUAGUCCCGAUACUCCUGAUGGUAUUCCCUAUUCUGUUGCCGACCCUGGAGCGAUGGUUCCCCUAA
Molecule: messenger RNA, 453 nt
Organism: Cladophialophora immunda
Lineage: Eukaryota; Fungi; Ascomycota; Eurotiomycetes; Chaetothyriales; Herpotrichiellaceae
Exons: 2
Coding region: 1-453 (150 amino acids)
Source: RefSeq, a predicted model, not a curated record